GGGAGCAGUUUCAUGGCCUCGGGUCUAUGUACUGCAGAGGAGCAGCUGCUGUGAUCCUCACGUAUGAUGUGAACAGCCUCCAAAGCCUGACUGAGCUGGAAGAAAGAUUCUUGGCGCUGACGGACAGUGCGAGCGCUGACUGCAUUUUCGCUAUUGUUGGAAAUAAAGUUGACCUCACCGAUGACUGUGCUUUACCGCCGGAUGAAAAUAGACCCGAGAAGUCUGUUGCCAGCUGCAGCUCGAAGGUGCGAAAACAAGUCCGUGCAGAGGAUGCGAUUGCGCUCUAUAAAAAGAUACUGAAAUACAAAAUGCUAGACGAGAAGGAUGUUCCGGCCGCGGAGAAAAUGUGCUUUGAGACCAGUGCUAAAACGGGAUACAAGGUGGACUACCUCUUUGAAACCGUGUUUGAGAUGGUCGUCCCGAUAAUUGCACGGCAGAAAGCGGAGGGGCCACCGCAAACUGUAGACAUUACGGACUACAAGCCAGCAAAAAGGACAAAAUCUGGUUGUUGUGCCUGAACC
This is a messenger RNA of Leptosomus discolor (cuckoo roller), 521 nucleotides long. NCBI's taxonomy places the organism in Eukaryota, Metazoa, Chordata, Aves, Leptosomiformes, Leptosomidae. The record is from RefSeq and is a predicted model, not a curated record.